This is a messenger RNA of Truncatella angustata, 1849 nucleotides long. Its product is annotated as chaperonin Cpn60/TCP-1 family. Gene Ontology annotation, biological process: protein folding. The transcript has 3 exons. The coding region runs from base 146 to 1738 and encodes 530 amino acids. The record is from RefSeq and is a predicted model, not a curated record. Gene Ontology annotation, molecular function: ATP-dependent protein folding chaperone; ATP hydrolysis activity; ATP binding. NCBI's taxonomy places the organism in Eukaryota, Fungi, Ascomycota, Sordariomycetes, Amphisphaeriales, Sporocadaceae. Gene Ontology annotation, cellular component: cytosol; chaperonin-containing T-complex.
CUCUCUGGGAGAGCUCGCCCGUCGCCGCCUAAGUAGCCCACCCUGACUGACCAUAUCGAUCGUAGCCUCAGAACAAAACAUUUACAAGGAAAAGGCAAGCUCGAGAUCACUGAGUAGCCGAUUUUUCCCUUCGCUCUGAGCCAACAUGUCUUCAUUCAGUCCCACCCAGAUCUUUGAGGAGGGCACCACCGAGGAGAAGGGUGAGAAUGCCCGUCUCUCCGCCUUCGUCGGUGCCAUUGCCGUCGGCGACCUUGUCAAGAGCACACUGGGCCCCAAAGGCAUGGACAAGAUCCUGCAAUCCGCUUCGACCGCCGAGAUCAUGGUUACCAAUGACGGUGCCACCAUUCUCAAGGCCAUUUCCCUCGAUAACGCCGCCGCCAAGGUGCUCGUCAACAUCUCAAAGGUUCAGGACGAUGAGGUCGGAGAUGGCACAACAUCAGUGGCAGUCCUGGCCGCCGAGCUUCUCCGAGAGGCAGAAAAGCUUGUCGACAAGAAGAUCCACCCCCAGACCAUCAUCGAGGGCUAUCGGAUAGCCAGUCAAGCUGCACUUCAGGCGCUCGAGCAGUCCGCCGUCGAUCACAGCAAGAACCCCGAGGCUUUCAAGAAGGACCUUUUGGCCAUUGCCAGGACGACCCUGAGUUCCAAGGUGCUGGCGCAAGAUCGCGACCUGUUUGCCAAGCUCGCUGUCGAUGCCGUGUUGCGCUUGAAGGGAUCAUCCGACCUCAGCCAUAUCCAAAUCAUCAAGAAGGCUGGUGGUAAGCUGAGCGAUUCUUACUUGGACGAGGGUUUCAUCUUGGACAAGAAGAUCGGUGUCAACCAGCCCAAGCGUUUGGAGAAGGCCAAGAUCUUGGUUGCCAACACAUCCAUGGACACCGAUAAGGUCAAGAUUUUCGGCGCCCGUGUCAAGGUCAGCUCGACUAGCAAACUUGCCGAACUCGAGAAGGCGGAGAAGGAGAAGAUGAAGGCGAAGGUAGAAAAGAUCAAGGCCCACGGUAUCAACUGCUUCAUCAACAGACAGCUCAUCUACAACUGGCCCGAGCAACUCUUCACCGAUGCCGGCAUCAUGUCUAUCGAGCACGCCGACUUUGAUGGCAUCGAGCGCUUGGCAUUGGUGACAGGCGGUGAGAUCACAUCUACAUUCGACCACCCCGAACAGGUCAAGUUGGGACACUGUGAUGUUAUCGAAGAGGUCAUCAUUGGUGAGGAUACCCUCAUCAAGUUCUCUGGUGUUGCUGCAGGCCAAGCGUGCACUAUUGUCCUGCGUGGAGCAACUGAUCAACUUCUUGAUGAGGCCGACCGAUCUUUACACGAUGCUCUUGCCGUUCUUUCACAAACCGUCAAGGAGCCAAAAACUACUCUGGGUGGCGGUUGCGCUGAAAUGUUGAUGGCCAAGGCCGUAGAGGGCGCUGCUACACGCGUUGAGGGCAAGAAGCAGAUGGCCGUGUCCUCUUUCGCGGUCGCCCUGCGACAGCUUCCAACUAUCCUUGCCGACAACGCCGGUUUGGAUUCUAGUGAUCUCGUUGCUAGAUUACGGAAGGCUAUCUAUGACGGUAUGUCUACAUAUGGCUUGGAUCUGAUGACACCGGGCGGUGGUAUUGCAGACAUGCGGGACUUGGGUGUCAUCGAGGCUCAUAAGCUCAAGAAGGCUGUCGUGUCAUCGGCAAGCGAAGCUGCUGAGUUGUUGUUAAGAGUAGACGACAUCAUUCGCGCCGCACCGAGAAGACGCGAGAGGCAUUAAAUGAAUCAUGGUAUGAGGCAAUGAAAAGCAGGCAGCUAAUCAAUUGGGUGUAUUAUAUCAUAGACUUGCUAUACCCAGUUAAUGAGAAUGAAGAACAAAAUAGAGCGGAUU